AGACAUUGAACAUGAAAAAUCGGAGUGUGGAGCAUGGCCAUUGUGCAGAAAGCUUUGGAACCCGUCCGGGACUGGCGGCAGUACCGAGCAUGGAUGGCUUUACAACCUCCCAAACCCAAGCCGGAAGGUGAGAGCUAUGGAUACAGAAGCACGUUGGGCAUAGUAGGUUGGUCUUGCAUUGAUCCCGAUGAUUAUCUUCCGCCAGCUUCACCAUCCCUGCAUGAGUCGGCCCUGUACCAAAAGCCUGUCUCUCUGAAGAUCCCAGCUUUAGAUGAGACACGUGCCAAGUGGGAGCGCGACAGAAGCUAUCAAGCCUCCAAGUAUGGAGGAUCUUUGCAAGCCAGCGUCGAACGAGCUCGCUUUGCGGUGGAGAUGCCGGAGAGCCCUCAGCACCGCAAGUUCUGCUACGACUUCCAACCGGACGUCAGCAAAAGUGAAAUGGCCAUGCAACUUGCGAAGGAAGCGGAAGAAGCACAGGAGGAAGAGAGAAAAAUUGCGAGGCGCAACUCUUUGCAAAGGAUCAAGGGUGAUUUAGGAGGACUAAGUCCCCUACUGGAGGAAAACCUGGACCCUUCGCGGCGGUAUCGCUUGGUGGAAAAGCUGUUGAGCAAGAACAGAUUUCCAGAAGAUACACUGCAAAAGAUCUGGGAAGAGCUUGAGCAGGGACCUGCAGCAAUAUCAUCCAGAGCUAUCGCCUUGAAGCUGAUGCUAAAGGUCAAAGCUGCGGCUAACUUUCCCGCAAGUAUGGAAGCCAACAUCUUCAAUUUCUUGAGGAGCAAACACAAGGAGUUUGUCAAGGAGAGGCCGGAGCUUCCGGUGAACCAGGAUGGUUUCAUCCAGUUCUGCCGCACAAGCGGCUUGUUGCUUGAGUGAGCCAUUGCUCAAGUCACGAGAGGUUCAGCUUUUGGGCAAUUUUGCAUCAGUUUCUGUGGAGUUGCGAAGGACUUGGAGGCCGAAAUCUUAGGAAACCUUGCCAUGUGCUUCCAGGUACGACAAGGAUGGGGAAUUCUUACCCGUAAGGCCAACACCAAGGAUUGAGCCAAAGGAGCCCCCAGACGACGGGCCUUACGGCUUUGGCUUUUGAAGAUUUUCGGGCCUCUGCCAGCGGUGCAGUGGGGCCCUGAUGCUGUCCUUUUUUACGAAUCGACCCUAGGUCUCCAGGCCGAAAACUAUGCUUUUGCAUGGCCAAAAAGUAGUCGCUACUGAGUAGCUUCCUGAUGCCAUCCUUCAAAGAAGGUCUUGUGAGCAUCAAAAAAUACGGUAAGACGAACCACGUCCUCAGCAUGUGGGGCUGAGGCUUUCGGAGGAAUUCUCAAAA
Cladocopium goreaui is the source of this 1318-nucleotide messenger RNA. The record is from the annotation of a GenBank genome assembly. Lineage: Eukaryota; Dinophyceae; Suessiales; Symbiodiniaceae.